Sparassis crispa is the source of this 1230-nucleotide messenger RNA. RefSeq lists its product as uncharacterized. Gene Ontology annotation, cellular component: membrane. Gene Ontology annotation, biological process: phospholipid biosynthetic process. Bases 1 to 1230 code for a protein of 409 amino acids. Gene Ontology annotation, molecular function: phosphotransferase activity, for other substituted phosphate groups. The transcript has 11 exons. NCBI's taxonomy places the organism in Eukaryota, Fungi, Basidiomycota, Agaricomycetes, Polyporales, Sparassidaceae. The record is from RefSeq and is a predicted model, not a curated record.
AUGCUUACAAAGGAGUGGACAAGCAAGUCCCUCAUCACCAGAUUUGUUCUCAAUCCAUUCUGGAACUGGCUGGUUACCCUGUGGCCGACAUGGGUUGCUCCCAACACCAUCACACUCUCGGGCCUAUGCAUGGUGCUGCUGAACUUCGCGACAAUGCUGUGGUUCGACCCGACGUACCUCACGGAGAAGGAGGGUGCCAUAGGACCGCCUCGGUGGAUAUACUUCACAUGGGCGGUGGGGCUGUUUUUGUACCAGAGCUUUGAUGCUAUUGACGGGAAGCAAGCGCGGCGUACCGGGAUGGCGGGACCUUUGGGGGAGUUGUUCGAUCAUGGUUGUGAUGCACUGAAUACUACGCUUGAAGUCAUCCUCGCGAAUCGCGCGCUGAACCUAGGCCGUUCAUGGUGGACUGUCGCCGCCCAGAUCGCGACUCUGGCGAAUUUCUACCUUACCACGUGGGAGGAGUAUCACACUGGACAGUUGUAUCUCGGUGUGUUCUCCGGACCCGUGGAGGGUAUCUUGAUGAUCGUGGGCCUCUACAUCGUCUCUGGGAUCUAUGGUACGACUAUAUGGGAUACGGGUUUCCUCACGUUCAGCGGAUUAGACAAGGUACCUGCGAUCGCCGAGAAGGUGCCCGAUAUCGGGUUGAAUGAUCUGUUCAUGCUCUUUGGCACGCUUGGCUUGGCCUUCAACAUCACUAUUAGCUAUAUCAAUGUGUACCGAUCCUGUGUGGAGAACAAGCAAGGUCCAUUUCAGCCAUUGCUACUGCUGCUCCCCUUCCCAGUGUCUGUCGCGAUUGAGGUCUUCUGGUUGGCGUCGCCGUCGUACCUGGAUUCUGCGAUAAUCAACUCGCCGCUGUUCUUGCCGUUCCUGUGCGCAUGGGGUCUGCAGUUUGCACAUCAGGUAUCGCGCGUUAUUCUCGCGCACCUCACGAAGCAGCCGUUCCCGUGGUGGGAUUCGAUGUGGAUAUGGAGCAUCGUCGGCGCGAUCGACGCUAACAUGCCGCUGUUGUUCAAUCUGCCACCAUUGAUCCAGAGCACGCGGUUCAGGACGACGAUCUUCGUGUAUGUGACGCUGGCGGUGUCGUUCCUCUCUUACGCGCGGUUCUGCGUGCUGGUGAUUCGCGAUAUCACGAACUACCUCGGGAUCGCGUGCUUCACAGUGCGCAAGAAGAACGCGAGCGGCGCGUGGGUGGAGGCGUCAGCAGCGAACGGCGACGCGAAAAGGCAGUGA